AUGAAUCAUGUCAUUAUAUUUUUCUUUUUGCUCAUUAAUUAUGGUAAAAAAGCAAUAGGCACAGAAACUCAUGGAAUAAACAUAAAUAAUAAAAACGAAAAUGAAGAAAACGAAAUUGAGGAAAAAUGGAGACUUUACCAAUUAGAAACGAACCCAUUUAUUGAUUUAAAGCACCCGAAUUUUAAUGGCGAUUUUAUUAGAUGUAUCGAUGAAUAUUACAUUUAUGAGACAAAGGAAUAUAAUGCUUAUAAAAAGGAAAGAUUUAAGAAUAUAAAAAAUUAUAAAUCAUUUGAAAAGAAACAGUUCAAUUGUGCAUUAAAUUUAUUCGUCCAUGGAAGACCAAAUUCAAGAAAUUCAAAUGAUUAUAAAAUAUGGAGUGCUUCAGCAAACAUAAUAAAACAUGAAGCAAUGUUAAAAAAAAAGUAUAGUAAAUACAUUAUCUAUACUCCAUUUAUUAGUCUUUCAAAUUUUCUAGGCGCAGAAGGUUUAUAUACACAUCUUAAUUAUGCUUUUCUGUUGUCAAAUAGAUUUUCCUUAACCCUUAAAAAUAUGUUAGAAGACGACACGUGUGCUGAUUAUGACAUUUUUAUUCAUUCGCAUUGUUAUGGUGCUAAUAUAGUUCGAUUAAUGUUUACCUUAGAUAAAAAUAUAUGGGAGUUAUUAAACACAUCUUUCGUUAACUUAACAUAUGAAAGGGAAGUAUUAUCCAUAUUAGAUGACAAUUUUAAAUUAACAUUAAAAGAUAUCAAUAUAGUUACAGAUAAAAGUAAUAUACAGUAUAGAAAAGAUCCUUACUUUAAAACAAAUAAAUAUUAUUUAUAUAAAUCUUUUCAACCAAAAUUAAAUAAAAAAAAAUUAACUGAAUAUUUUGAUGAUAUAUUUGAUGAUUAUAAUGUGAAGUAUGAUGUUUUAAAAGAUACAAAUAAUGUCACAAAGUCAUUGAAAGAAAAUAUAGAUUCCAUUGCCAAUAUUGUAGAUCAAUCAGGUGGUUAUAGUGAAGAAAAUGUAGAAGAAGAUCAAGAGGAUAAAGAGGAAUCGGAUAGUGAUGAUGAUUUUUUUUUUGUACAAAAAACGAAAAAUCUAUUUCAUAAGCCCAUCGAAAAACAAGUUAAUAGAUCCAUGAAAAGAUUACAUAAAUACUUGCUAAAUAAGAAGUUUAAUUUGUUAAGUAUAACUUCAACAGGACCACCAUUGUGUGGUAUAGUAUCGAAUAUGGAAGAUAUACGAGUUGGUCAUCAGAAAUUAAUGAAAUAUAAAUUUUUAUUUAAGAAUAUGCCAUCCUUUUUAAGAGGUAAACUGAUGAAAACAAGAGAUGGUCAAGAAUUAUUACAUGUGGUAAACCCUGGAUUAUUAUGCACUAUGGCUGUAAAUGAGAAAAUAAAUUAUAAUUAUGAUAAAGAUGAAGGAUCCUUAAUUUCUUAUUUUCAAAAUGUAAACUAUUAUUCUGAUUUAGAUAAUGAUGAACUUAUGAGUAUGCACACAAGUUUAGGAUUACAUUCUACAUUACAUAUGAGAUCAUUAAGUUAUUAUAUUUUGAAUUUUAGAAAUGAAUAUUAUCAUCGUACAUAUAGCAUCCCUGUACAUUUGUCAAACAUUAAUGUAUCAAAUAAUUAUGCAUUUUUUGAAUAUAUAAAAAAAAAUAAUGUAUGUUCUCAAAUUAAACAAAGUAAUAUAGAAAAAUUCGUUUCUUAUUUGAAUGAAGUUAUAAAUUAUGAUCAGAAACCAACGCCAUAUAUUCCGCAUAGACAUGUUUAUAAAAAUCCAUUUUUAGAACACUAUGUUAUACCUUACAUGCAAGAAAAUAAUAUAUACACUCCACAUUCCAUAUUAGGAACAGGUAGAACUUGUCUUUUACUUUUUUCCUAUGACAUAUAUAAGCACAUUGCAAUGACAGGAUUUAGUGAUAAAAAUGUUAUUAAAAAUGAUUUAGAUUAUUUAUAUGAUGCAGAUCCUUUUAUUUAUUACAACUGGUUGACAUAUAUUGGAAAUCAAAAUAAUAUAGAUAGUAACAAAUUUACUCAAGAUGUAUAUGUGUAUUCAGACAAUAUAAAUAUGAACCUUGUGAAUAAUCUUAUAAAUGUUUUUGCGUCAACUCAUUAUGUUAAAUUUUUUAUAUUUAGCAAAAAUAAUACUGCGAAUAUAUAUAGAAACUUGAACAAAACUCUUAAGUCCUUUUCUUUACCCACGAAUAAAAUUGUUUUGAGAAGACAACAAGAAAAUAAAAUUAAUUUUCCCUUACUAAAAAAUACUGAAUUUCAUCAUGAAGAAAAUGUUAUAUAUGAGUAUAUAAGUAGAUAUACGAAUUUUUUAAAAAACUUUUCCUACCAUAAUUCUUUUGAAUAUAUUACAAAUGAACAUUUUAUUCUUAACCAUAAGACAUUUAAACAGUAUCACAAGGGACAUGUUGAUAAUUUAAAAAAUGAAAUAAAAAAAGCCCAUAAAUUUAUUCAAGAAAAUCAAACCUUUACUGAUAUGAAGCAUAAACUAAGUGAUAUGUAUAAUAUUGAAAAUACACCUAACAGUAAUGAAAGAGAAAAUGAAACUAAUGAGGAAUUAGGCGAUCUUUCAACAUUUGGGGCUACGAAUACAUUUGAAGGAAAUUCUUCAAGUAGUGGAAGUUACACUAGUCUUCAUAAUAUGGGCAGUGAGUAUAUUACGUAUGAUGGAAUUUAUUUACAUAUUAAAAGAUCUAAAACACUUAGGGAAGCUUUUCGUUUUAUGGCUUCCUAUAAUGAUAUGUGUGAAAAUGUACAAUAUAUAGAAUUUGUAAUGAAAAGUUCAGCAUAUAAUGAUAUAGAAGAACAUUUAAGUAAUUUGGACGAAGUAAAUACAUGCCUAUUUAACAAAAAUGAAGAUAUCGAACUUAGCUAUAUAUCAAAAUUUUGUAAUUAUGACCAACAGGCAUAUUUUCAUAUAAAAAAAUUGUAUACUUCUCGAAGAAUAUACGUUUUGAAAUCUUUAAAAAACUGUAAUCAUCCAAAAUACAGACAUUUAAAAUUAUGUGAAAAUACUAUUCUUCUCAAAACAUUCUUCGAUAAUGAUAUAAAUGUAACUCUUUCCAAAUUACACGAUCGAGAAAAAACAAGAAUGGUUGAAAUGAGGAAUGCAAUAGAAAAAAAUAUUAGCCAAUCGGAUAUUCUCUCCAUCAGUAAUGACUCCUUAGCAGCUGUAUUUCAUAACAAAAAUGAAGACAUAACCAAUUUUAAAAUAAACGUAUGUUUUAUUAUCCCUCAAAGAGCACGUAUACAAAAUUUAUUUUCCACCUAUACUGAUAAGAAAUCAUCUCAAAAAGAAACAGGAUUGGGGGGGGGAUCAUCAUCUUUAAGGAGUCAAACAGAAAGUAACAUUACUUUCAGCAAUCGUGAUAACACUAGCAACAAUAGUGGAAGUACUACCACAUUGGCCAGUAGUAUCAGUGGAGAUAAUGAUAGACGGAGUAGCAUGGGAAGUGUCCACAGUCUUGAAAGUAUUGACAGUUUUGGCGAAAGAAAUGCUGACAGAAUCGAUUUUGGAUUUGAUAUGAAUAACUACAUGGGAAUGGGAAGCAAUAAAAGUUUAGGCAGUGAGAAGAAAACGGGAAGCAAUACAAGUUUAGGUAGUGAGAAGAAAACGGGAAGUAAUACAAGUUUAGGCAGUGAGAAGAAAACGGGAAGUAAUACAAGUUUAGGCAGUGAGAAGAAAACGAGAAGCAAUACAAGUUUAGGCAGUGGAAUGAAAAUGGGAAGCUAUACAAGGUUAGGAAAAAACAAUAACACUGGUGAUUCCGUGUUCUGCACUCAAGUGACAUUACCAGUUUUACUGAGAAGCAGCAUCAUGAAAAGCAUCCAUGAUAUUUACAUUAGAGCCAUUCGAAAUAUCAUGAAAAAUAGUAAAUUUAGAAAGGCCUUCAAUUUAAGGGAUGGGGAAGAAUGGUACGAAUCUUUCAUUUACUUCUUUGACAAAUUCGCAUAUGUUUAUGAUAAAAGGAAUAAUUAUGAACGUGCAGGUGAUAUAAAAACGUUUAAUACACCACAAAAUAUUAAAUGGAAUUAUUUCUAUUAUUUGUUAAAACAUGAUUCGAGAACGAAUUACAACAAUGAGAGCUUUCUGAAAAAGUUCUUUUACGGAAAAGAAUCACAUUUGGUGAAACCACAAAAGGAUAAUGUUUUAAAGGAGUUUCUAACUCAUUUUACUAUAUUCCUUUAUCUCUUCAAGAUGGACUAA
Molecule: messenger RNA, 4203 nt
Organism: Plasmodium gonderi
Lineage: Eukaryota; Apicomplexa; Aconoidasida; Haemosporida; Plasmodiidae
Exons: 2
Coding region: 1-4203 (1400 amino acids)
Source: RefSeq, a predicted model, not a curated record